Messenger RNA from Schistosoma turkestanicum, 1098 nucleotides. Lineage: Eukaryota; Metazoa; Platyhelminthes; Trematoda; Strigeidida; Schistosomatidae. The record is from the annotation of a GenBank genome assembly.
GUUUAAGUUGGUUGGAUAUGUGGUGAAAGUUUCAAAACGCUCAAAAUGGGUUCUGAUGAAAAUGCCAAGAGUUUCGAAAAGGUCGCGGUAGAUCCGCUGGAACCAUUGGUUCUUCGUCCACCUGUUGGAUCUGAGGUGUAUGGAUCACCUCCGGCAAGACGUACUACAAAUCGUAGCCGUCCUUUCAUAUUGGGUUCAUUAUUUCUCUUAUUCACAUUGUUAAUGAUUGCCAGUGUAUUUCUACUGUUAUACAUUCUUGGUUAUAGACCAUUAACUUCAUUGAAUCAUAAAGCAAAUGCACACAAAUCCAUUUGUCGUAUUCGUAUUCCAUUUUUAAAAAUAGAUCCUGUUGAAUCGAUUACAACAGAUGAGAAUUUUCUUAAUGUUACACUAUCUGAAGUACCAUACUACAAUGUGAUACGUAUUUUACAUCUAUUCUCUGAGGGUUUAACAGUAAUUAGAACAAAUAAGCAUUGUUAUAUUAGACCAUUGAGAGCUGAAUUAAGAGGAUCUGGAAUUGAAGAUUAUUUGCGUCGAUUAAAUGAUGGAAAUGAUUUGAAAGAUUCCGUGGAGGGAUAUCCUGUCACUGAACCGUGGUUUAUUGAUCGUGAUCCUUAUAAUACCAUUCAUAAUUCAUUGAUUAUGUCAUGGUGUGCUGGUGUACCAGCAUUUCGUUUAGUUUCAACACGACCCCCGAUCAAUCACGACGAUUAUAAAGAAGAUAUCAUGCCUGGUAUGCCAGAUGAAUCAAUUAAACCGAGUAAUCCAGAUCCAUUCGUCGGUGAUUUUGACAAUAAUAAUAAUAAUGAUCAAGCGGACAUCCUACGUAUCCUUCUACCUGAUCGUGAAAAUAUUCGUCCAGUACGCAGUGUAGACUCAGCCCAAACAAUGCCUGCUAAAAAAGGAAAGUUAUCUAAGAAAUCAUAUACUUCGUCAGAUUGUGAAAUUGUCGAUGUUCUUUUGGAAGAUGCCACAAUCUCAUCCUUACGUGAUCAUCAUCCUGUGUCUGUGCUACGUGAUGUCAUCAUGUUCUGUUCGUAAAUCUCUCUGGUCAAGUUUUGUCAUCAUGCUUGAAAAAACACACUGAAUCAAUUGAUA